AUGGAGAUAGUUCAUGUGUACACCAAGAAGCGCAACGAGUUUGGGCGACAGUGUAAUUUCUCUGAUCGGUCUGCUGAGUUGCAUGUGGACAUCCUCCCUGAUCCUUCUCUGGCAUCCAGCUUCAUUGAGAGAGACCCUUGCGAUGUUCCCAUACAGUGCACACAAGAGAUGUCCGAGCAUGAGGUGAGCAUUGUAGACUAACAACCUGUCACCUGUAACAUAAAAAUGGACGACAAGUAAAUAUAUUUGAUCAUUACCUGUUAUGUGUAUUAUAAUUUAUUACACAACCUAAACAUUUCACAAGACUUGAGCAACACACACCAAUUUUAAUUGGGUAUGUUGAGUGUCAUGAUAUCAGCAAAGUUUGUGUUAGAUAAAAACAGCUUCUGCAUCAUUAUGAGAUAAUAAGCAGCAUCUGGCAGCUUAUGUACAUUUCACUCCAACAGUAUUUAUUCAAACUGUCUGUCUGUAACUAGGCCACUACAGCCUUUUGUGCUGAAUCCUGCCUGACCUGCCUGGCUCUUGUCUUUUAUAGGUGAACACAGAGCGCUUUGAGUCGGACACCAGGGGGAUAAACCAUGUGGAGGGAGGCUGGCCCAAGGACGUCAACCCUCAGGAGAUGGAGCAGACCAUCCGCUUCAGGAAGAAAGUGGAGAAAGACGAGCUUUAUUUCAGCACCAUCAUGCAGCUGGGCAGUGUGAGUGUGUCAGAUCAUGCAGCUGGGCAGUGUGAGUGUGUCAGAUGUCAUGCAGCUGGGCAGUGUGAGUGUGUCAGAUGUCAUGCAGCUGGGCAGUGUGAGUGUGUCAGAUGUCAUGCAGCUGGGCAGUGUGAGUGUGUCAGAUGUCAUGCAGCUGGGCAGUGUGAGUGUGUCAGACGUCAUGCAGCUGGGCAGUGUGAGUGUGUCAGAUGUCAUGCAGCUGGGCAGUGUGAGUGUGUCAGAUCAUGCAGCUGGGCAGUGUGAGUGUGUCAGAUGUCAUGCAGCUGGGCAGUGUGAGUGUGUCAGAUGUCAUGCAGCUGGGCAGUGUGAGUGUGUCAGAUGUCAUGCAGCUGGGCAGUGUGAGUGUGUCAGAUGUCAUGCAGCUGGGCAGUGUGAGUGUGUCAGACAUCAUGCAGCUGGGCAGUGUGAGUGUGUCAGACAUCAUGCAGCUGGGCAGUGUGAGUGUGUCAGACGUCAUGCAGCUGGGCAGUGUGAGUGUGUCAGAUGUCAUGCAGCUGGGCAGUGUGAGUGUGUCAGACGUCAUGCAGCUGGGCAGUGUGAGUGUGUCAGACGUCAUGCAGCUGGGCAGUGUGAGUGUGUCAGAUGUCAUGCAGCUGGGCAGUGUGAGUGUGUCAGACGUCAUGCAGCUGGGCAGUGUGAGUGUGUCAGAUGUCAUGCAGCUGGGCAGUGUGAGUGUGUCAGACGUCAUGCAGCUGGGCAGUGUGAGUGUGUCAGACAUCAUGCAGCUGGGCAGUGUGAGUGUGUCAGACGUCAUGCAGCUGGGCAGUGUGAGUGUGUCAGAUGUCAUGCAGCUGGGCAGUGUGAGUGUGUCAGAUGUCAUGCAGCUGGGCAGUGUGAGUGUGUCAGACGUCAUGCAGCUGGGCAGUGUGAGUGUGUCAGAUGUCAUGCAGCUGGGCAGUGUGAGUGUGUCAGACAUCAUGCAGCUGGGCAGUGUGAGUGCGUCAGACAUCACAGUCCGUUAAGUAGCCUCGACAUGGCCCGGGGUCAUAUAGUUUUCUAUAUCAUUUUAUUGAAUUAGUCUCUAGUGUAUGACAUUUAUUCAUUUUACCAUAAAUAAAUAAUACAUCCUACAGCAGCAUACCACCCUGCAUCCCACUGCUGGCUUGCCUCUGAAGCUAAGCAGGGUUGGUCCUGGUCGGUCCCUGGAUGGGAGACCAGAUGCUCCUGGAAAUGGUGUUGGAGGGUCAGUAGGAGGCACUCUUUCCUCUGGUAAAAAACAUUGCCCUGUGUAGGUUGCUGUCUUUCGGAUGGGACGUUCAACGGGUGUCCUGACUCUGUGGUCACUAAGAAUCCCAUGGCACUUAUCAUAAGAGUAGGGGUGUUAACUGUCCCUAAAUCUACAUUACCCCAGAGUAGGGGUUUUAACUGGCCCUAAAUCUACAUUGUCCCAGAGUUCUGAAAGGGAGAGAUGGAGAAUAACAGGAGUGUUCCUUUCCAUCUCUGAUCAGAGCCCUACUCUGUUCCUCCCGUUCUAACACAGAACAUGGAGCAUUGCAUCAAGCAGAACAAUGCCAUCAACAUCUACCAGGAGUACUUUGAAGAGGAGGAGGUGGUGGAGGAGUCAGAGGAGCAGCCCUCUGCCAAAACCAUCAACGUUUUCAGGUGCAUCCCUGACAUCUAUUAACCUAUCGUUCAACAGUGUUACACUUGCAUAACAACAACAAUGGUUGUCCACAUAGAUUACAUGAAUUAUGCUAUUGUUAUUAAAGGCUAUAUUACCAGUGUCUGGUGUCCCUCUAAGUUAGUGGUAUUCAAAGUCGGUAUUCAGUGUUAAAACAUUUUUUUGAGGGAACAAAAAAAUAAGAGUACAGAUUAUUGUAUGGGACAAUAUAACAACCUUUUUCAGAAAUAUAAUAUUUAAUUUUUAUUGAUUUUUAAUUACAUGUAUUGGUUUGUUUUCAUUUUGAAAAUAUAAUGAAUUGAAAGUUAUUUGUUGAUGUAAAAAUAUAAAUUUACCGAUUUUUAAGGUUGUCUCAUUAGAUUUGGGGUGCGGUGGAGUCGCUAGAAAUUAUGAAAAAAAUGGGGUCCCCAGAAAUUCUGGUGGAAAAAAUAGGGUCCCCACUGAAAAAGUUUGGCUAAGUGGUUUUAAAUCUCUUUUGUGUUUUGAUCAUCCAGAGACCCGAACGAGAUAAAGCGCACUGCCACCUGUCUGUCCUGGCAUCCCGAUGGCAGCUGUAAACUGGCUGUAGCCUACUCCUCACUGGGGUUCCAGAACAUCUCUCAAGACAUGAGCUAUGACUCAUAUAUAUGGGACAUUGGUAGGUGUAAUACUUCCUUCCUUUUUUUUGUGACCUUAGCUAUUAGACUCAAACGUCUCUUUCAUUUAUCCAUAAAACAUUCCUUACCCAGGAUUCAACUGGUGACUAUCAGGCAGAACAAAGUAAAAGGAGCACUCUGUUUCUGCGUAAAUCUGCUAGAUUUAUUAACGGGACAAACAGAGUGACUAUCAUUGCAGUGAGACUAAAAUCUGGUAGAUUUAUUGACGGGACAAACAUUAGGAUCUUUCAUUUUAUAUUUUUCUUUCUAACAGAGUGACUAUUUUUGCAAUAGCUGUAGCAGUGAGACUAACACAUUUUCCACCUUAAUUGGUCGUUCAGAAAGUCAAAGUAGACUACGAAGUCUAGUAAUCAAUUGAAUCCCGUGUGUUGCCUCUUGCCUCUUCAGAGAAUCCUAAUAAGCCAGAGAUGACCCUGAAACCUGUCUCUCUACUGGUCUGUCUGGAGUACAACCCCAAAGACUCUCACAUCCUGGUCGGAGGCAGCUACAAUGGCCAGAUCGGUGGGUCCUUCAACAGCACAGUGUUCUCUCCUUUUAUUCCCCAGAAAGUAUCAUGCUUCAUGUCAGCUCGGAGGCAAUGUCCGGAGUUUCCUGUACAGUGCACAGAACAUUGUAUGGUCAAGUCAUUGUCUUCCUCUCAGACAGUCUUUCAUCUAUUAGUCCCAAUUACCUCAAGGUCUUACUGUUUAAAGUUAAUAUUUUGUUUUUCUGUUGUAAAUGUCAAAAUGCUUUGAGUGAUAUAAGUCCAAGGUCUGGAUGGGUUUGACCGGAUGCUCUCUUAGUUGUACAUUGAAGUAUAUUCCCUCAGGAUAUUGUUCAAGCUCUGACAGUUCAAUAUGAAAUUCAGAAAUUCAAUUGUGUGUUAUUGUUAUAUGUGCCUGUGUAAGAGUUGGGUUCAAUUCCAUUUAAAUUCCAGUCAAUUCGGAAAGUAAACCAAAUUCCAAUGCCAAAUGUUCCUAAUUGAAGAGAAAUGGGAUUUCAGUGUACUUCCUGAAUUGUCUGGAAUUAAAAUGGAAUUGACCCCAACCCUUGUGUGUGUGUGUGUGUGCGCGUGCAUGUGUGUUUGUGAAUGUACACUAAGUCAAAUGUAUUUGUCUGAGCAGCUUAUUGGGACACUCGCAAGGGGAGCCAGCCGGUGGAAAUGUCCACAAUAGAGCACAGCCACAGAGACCCGGUCUACAAAGUCAUCUGGUUGCAGUCAAAGACUGGAACCGAUACCUUCUCUGCGUCUACGGACGGCCAGGUGAGCCACGCCUCCAAUAGAAGCAAUAAAGGCCUUUGUCACCUUAGCCCUUUCUCAAGCCAAGCAGGCACAAUGGGCCAGGGAGGCACAAAACUCUCAUGGGCAGUGAAGUCUGAUACUCUUGGUCCGGGACAGGUAUACUUUCUCUGACCUUAAACUGCCAUUUGGCCGCAGCCAGAAGUUAUGUAAUAAUACGUCUAUUGAAGGCAAGUAGACUGUGACUGACCGGCCCCGAGUUGACUCCUGGUCUCUGUCUAAAAGGUGCUGUGGUGGGACAUCCGUAAGAUGAGCGAGCCUACAGAGAGGCUGGUACUGGACCCCAACAAGAAGGGCAACCUGGACAAUGCCCUGGGGGCAAUCUCACUGGAGUUUGAGACCACUAUGGUGAGGAGGCUCUCUAGACUGGAGUAUCCGUCUGUUGUUUCACUGAUUAAUUAGGAGUAUGGAUCAGCCUAACAUCUUAUUGUAUCAGAAUGAAAAAUGUAUGCACUCACUAACUGUAAGUCGCUCUGGAUAAGAGCGUCUGCUAAAUGACUAAAAUGUAAUGUAAAUGUAUCAACUGGAAAGUAGGAGAUCCAGUAUAUAAUGUAUUUUUAUUUGUACAAAAGGAAGAUCUAAAAUUGAACAUGAUGUUUUCUCUUAAUCUUAUUCAGCCCACAAAGUUUAUGGUGGGGACAGAGCAAGGGCUGGUGGUCUCCUGUAACCGGAAGGCCAAGACCCCGGCAGAGAAGAUAGUGUGUACGUACAGCGGUCAUCAUGGCCCAGUCUACGCCCUGCAAAGGAACCCGUUCUUCCCCAAGAACUUCCUGACCGUAGCCGAUUGGACAGCCCGCAUCUGGUCCGAAGACAUCAAGGAGUCGUCCAUCAUGUGGACAAAGUAAAGGGUCCCUCUGAAACAUAAAGUAGAUGAUAUAGCUACUUCACAGAUAGAUUCAUAACACUCUUUUUCGGUUCUAAUACACAUAAGCAGGGAUUUGGCAAACAACUCCCCUCUUGUAAUAUUGACCUAAUGUAAAAUGACCUCUGUUGGUUGCCAUAGAUACCAUAUGGCCUAUCUGUCAGACGGCUGCUGGAGUCCAAUACGGCCCUCUGUAUUCUUCACCGUCAAAAUGGACGGGACGCUAGACGUGUGGGACUUCCUCUUCAAACAGAACGACCCCACCCUCAGUCUGAAAGUAUGUCCCUUCCACACCUGUCUAUAUUCUCAAAACACCUCGUCCAGCCUUCACACAACACCUGCCAGGCCUAAAUGACCCUGUGAAACCCCAUUUUGUUGUGUUGGGUUGUUAUCGCUGGUAUAAUUCUUGUAUGGUGAUGCCAAAGAAAAUGUCUGCCCUCGGAUAGACAAUUAAGUUAUAUUGUAUUCUAGGUGUGUGAUGAGGCUCUGUACAGCCUGCGGGUGCAGGAUAACGGGCGCUUCCUGGCCUGUGGGUCUCAGCUGGGCACUGCCACCCUGCUGGAAAUCUCCCCAGGGCUGUGUACCCUUCAGAGGAACGAGAAGGCCCUGGCCACUGCGGUGAGAGACACCCUCUACCCCAGAACAUCCAUCUCUGCCCUAGCCUGGUCCCAGAUCAUUGUGGCGUGACAUUGACCAUAGGUUACCCCUGCCCAGCUCUAUUCUACUCUUUUCGCUCCUCACCUAUCUGUACUAUUGAAUUGACCCUGUGUGUGUCUUUGGUCAGAUGUUUGAGCGGGAGACCAAACGGGAGAAGAUCUUGGAGGCGCGCCACCGUGAGAUGCGUCUGAAGGAGCGCAGCCGCUCAGAGCAGAGCAAGGAGGAGGACACCAAGGAGGGCGAAGGAGAGGAGAGCGCCGAGGAGCGAGCAACGCGCACGGAGACAGAGUUCUAUGAGAUAGUGGAGGCUGAGCUGAAGAAGAGAGCUAAGGAGCAAGAUAAAAAGGUUAGAAGGGAUUGAGUGAAAAAAAUAGAACAUUUCUGAACUUCCUUUAGGUUGAUUACUUUUUACUAAUCCAAUCAGUUUUCCACGUUGAUUCAACGUCAUCCAUUGAUUUUUGUUGUUGAAAUUAUGUGGAAGCAAUGUUGAUUCAACCAGUUUGUGCCCAGUGGGUUAUUAUUAAUCCGUUGUUUAUAAGUCUUAUGACUGAAUUAGUUGGCUAUUUCAGUAGCAUAACAAACAACAACACCAGCCUGCAAUGGCAUUAAUCUGGCCAUACAUUCACAUGAGAUGGCCUAUACAGUGCCUUGCGAAAGUAUUCACCCCCCUUGGCAUUUUUCGUAUUUUGUUGCCUUACAACCUGGAAUUAAAAUUGAUUUUUUUGGGGCGUUUGUAUCAUUUGAUUUACACAACAUGCCUACCACUUUGAAGAUGCAAAAUAUUUUUUUUUGUGAAACAAACAAGAAAUAAGACAAAAAAACUGAAAACUUGAGCGUGCAUAACUAUUCACCCCCCCAAAGUCAAUACUUUGUAGAGCCACCUUUUGCAGCAAUUACAGCUGCAAGUCUCUUGAGGUAUGUCUCUAUAAGCUUGGCACAUCUAGCCACUGGGAUUUUUGCCCAUUCUUCAAGGCAAAACUGCUCCAGCUCCUUCAAGUUGGAUGAGUUCCGCUGGUGUAGAGCAAUCUUUAAGUCAUACCACAGAUUCUCAAUUGGAUUGAGGUCUGGGCUUUGACUAGGCCAUUCCAAGACAUUUAAAUGUUUCCCCUUAAACCACUCAAGUGUUGCUUUAGCAGUAUGCUUAGGGUCAUUGUCCUGCUGGAAGGUGAACCUCCGUCCCAGUCUCAAAUCUCUGGAAGACUGAAACAGGUUUCCCUCAAGAAUUUCCCUGUAUUUAGCGCCAUCCAUCAUUCCUUAAAUUCUGACCAGUUUCCCAGUCCCUGCCGAUGAAAAACAUCCCCACAGCAUGAUUCUGUUCUUGGGGUGAUGAGAGGUGUUGGGUUUGCGCCAGACAUAGCGUUUUUCCUGAUGGCCAAAAAGCUCAAUUUUAGUCUCAUCUGACCAGAGUACCUUCUUCCAUAUGUUUGGGGAGUCUCCCACAUGACUUUUGGCGAACACCAAACGUGUUUGCUUAUUUUUGUCUUUAAGCAAUGGAUUUUUUCUGGUCACUCUUCCAUAAAGCCCAGCUCUGUGGAGUGUACGGCUUAAAGUGGUCCUAUGGACAGAUAGUCCAAUCUCCGCCGUGGAGCUUUGCAGCUCCUUCAGGGUUAUCUUUGGUCUCUUUGUUGCCUCUCUGAUUAAUGCCCUCCUUGCCUGGUCCGUGAGUUUUGGUGGGCUCUCUUGGCAGGUUUGUUGUGGUGCCAUAUUCUUUCAAUUUUUUUAUAAUGGAUUUAAUGGUGCUCCGUGGGAUGUUCAAAGUUUCGGAUAUUUUUUUAUAACCCAACCCUGAUCUGUACUUCUCCUCAACUUUGUCCCUGACCUGUUUGGAGAGCUCCUUGGUCUUCAUGGUGCCGCUUGCUUGGUGGUUUCCCUUGCUUAGUGGUGUUGCAGACUCUGGGGCCUUUCAGAACAGGUGUAUAUAUACUGAGAUCAUGUGACAGAUCAUGUGACACUUAGAUUGCACACAGGUGGACUUUAUUUAACUAAUUAUGUGACUUCUGAAGGUAAUUGGUUGCACCAGAUCUUAUUUAGGGGCUUCAUAGCAAAGGGGGUGAAUACAUACAGUUGAAGUCGGAAGUUUACAUACACUUAGGUUGGAGUCAUUAAAACUCGUUUUUCAACCACUCCACAAAUGUCUUGUUAACUAACUAUAGUUUUGGCAAGUCGGUUAGGACAUCUACUUUGUGCAUGACACAAGUAAUUUUUCCAACAAUUGUUUACAGGCAGAUUAUUUCUCUUAUAAUUCACAGUAUCACAAUUCCAGUGGGUCAGAAGUUUACAUACACUAAGCUGACUGUGCCUUUAAACAGCUUGGAAAAUUCCAGAAAAUGAUGUAAUGGCUUUAGAAGCUUCUGAUAGGCUAAUUGACAUCAUUUGAGUCAAUUGGAGGUGUACCUGUCGAUGUAUUUCAAGGCCUACCUUCAAACUCAGUGCCUCUUUGCUUGACAUCAUGGGAAAAUCUAAAGAAAUCAGCCAAGACCUCCGAAAAAAAAUUGUAGACCUCCACAAGUCUGGUUCAUCCUUGGGAGCAAUUUCCAAACGCCUGAAGGUACCACGUUCAUCUGUACAAACAAUAGUACGCAAGUAUAAACACCAUGGGACCACACAGCCGUCAUACCGCUCAGGAAGGAGACGCGUUCUGUCUCCUAGAGAUUAACGUACUUUGGUGCGAAAAGUGCAAAUCAAUCCCAGAACAACAGCAAAGGACCUUGUGAAGAUGUUGGAGGAAACGGGUACAAAAGUAUCUAUAUCCACAGUAAAACGAGUCAAAUAUCGACAUAACCUGAAAGGCCGCUCAGCAAGGAAGUAGCCACUGCUCCAAAACCGCCAUAAAAAAGCCAGACUACGGUUUGCAACUGCACAUGGGGACAAAGGUCGUACUUUUUGGAGAAAUGUCCUCUGGUCUGAUGAAACAAAAAUAGAACUGUUUGGCCAUAAUGACCAAAUCAAAUCAAAUCAAAUUGUAUUUCUCACAUACACGUGUUUAGCAGAUGUUAUUGCGGGUGUAGCAAAAUGCAUGUGCUUCUAGCUCCGACAGUGCAGUAAUAUCUAACAAGUAAUAUCUAACAAUUUCACAACAUAUACCCAAUACACACAAAUCUAGUAAGGAUUGGAAUUUUAUAAUAUAUACAGAUAUGGACAAGCAAUGACAGAGCGGCAUGGACUAAGAUACAGUAGAAUAUUAUAGAAUAGAAUACAGUAUAUACAUAUGAGAUGAGUAGUGCAAAAUAUGUAAACAUUAUUAAAGUGACUAGUGUUCCAUUUCUUAAAGUGGCCAGUGAUUUCAAUAGGCAGCAGCAGCCUCUAAUGUGCUAGUGAUGGCUAUUUAGCAGUCUGAUGGCCUUGAGAUAGAAGCUAUGAUGCACCUGUACUGACCUCGCCUACUGGAUGAUCGCGGGGUGAACAGGCAGUGGCUCGGGUGGUUAAUGUCCUUGAUGAUCUUUUUGGCCUUCCUGUGACAUCGGGUGCUGUAGGUGUCUUGGAGGGCAGGUAGUUUGCCGGCGGUAAUGCAUUCGGCAGACCGCACCACCCUCUGGAGAGCCCUGCGGUUGCGGGCGGUGCAGUUGCCGUACCAGGCGGUGAUACAGCCCGACAGGAUGCUCUCAAUUGUGCAGCUGUAAAAGUUUGUGAGGGUUUUAGGUGCCAAGCCAAAUUUCUUCAGCCUCCUGAGGUUGAAGAGGCUCUGUUGCAUCUUCUUCACCACACUGUCUGCGUGGGUGGACCAUUUCAGUUUGUCAGUGAUGUGUACGGCAAGGAACUUGAAGCUUUCCACGUUCUCCACUGCUGUCCCGUCGAUGUGGAUAGGGGGGUGCACCCUCUGCUGUUUCCUGAAGUCCACGAUCAUCUCCUUUGUUUUGUUGAUGUUGAGUUAGAGGUUAUUUUCCUGGCACCACACUCCCAGAGCCCUCACCUCCUCCCUGUAGGCAGUCUCGUCAUUGUUGGUAAUCAAGCCUACUACUGUUGUGUCGUCUGCAAACUUGAUGAUUGAGUUGGAGGCGUGCUUGGCCACGCAGUCAUGGGUGAACAGAGAGUACAGGAGGGGGCUGAGCAUGCACCCUUGUGGGGCCCCAGUGUUGAGGAUCAGCGAAGUGGAGAUGUUGUUUCCUACCUUCACCACCUGGGGGUGGCCCGUCAGGAAGUCCAGGACCCAGUUGCACAGGGCGGGGUUCAGACCCAGGGCCUCGAGCUUAAUGAUGAGCUUGGAGGGUACUAUGGUGUUGAAUGCUGAGCUAUAGUCGAUGAACAGCAUUCUUACAUAGGUAUUCCUCUUGUCCAGGUGGGAUAGGGCAGUGUGCAGUGUGAUGGUGAUUGCAUCGUCUGUGGAUCUAUUGCGGCGGUAAGCAAAUUGAAGUGGGUCUAGGGUGACAGGUAAGGUAGAGGUGAUAUGAUCCUUGACUAGUCUCUCAAAGCACUUCAUGAUGACAGAGGUGAGUGCUACGGGGCAAUAGUCAUUUAGUUCAGUUACCUUUGCUUUCUUGGGUACAGGAACAAUGGUGGCCAUCUUGAAGCAUGUGGGAACAGCAGACUGGGAAAGGGAGAGAUUGAAUAUGUCCGUAAACACACCAGCCAGCUGGUCUGCGCAUGCUCUGAGGACAUGGCUAGGGAUGCCGUCUGGGCCGGCAGCCUUGCGGGGGUUGACAUGCUUAAAUGUCUUAUUUACGUCGGCCACGGAGAAGGAGAGGCCACAGUCCGUCGGUGGCACUGUGUUAUCCUCAAAGUGGGCGAAGAAGGUGUUUAGCUUGUCUGGAAGCGAGACGUCGGUGUCAGCAUCGUGGCUGGUUUUCCUUUUGUAGUCCGUGAUAGUCUGUAGACCCUGCCACAUAAGUCUCGUGUCUGAGCCAUUGAAUUGUGACUUCACUUAGUCUCUAUACUGAUGUUUUGCCAGUUUAAUUACCUUGCGGAGUGAGUAGCUACACUGUUUGUAUUCUUCCAUAUUCCCAGUCGCCUUGCCAUGGUUAAAAGCGGUAGUUCGCACUUUCAGUUUUGCGCGAAUGCUGCCAACUAUCCACGGUUUCUGGUUAGGGUAGGUUUUAAUAGUCACAGUUGGCACAACAUCACCUAUACACUUCUUGAUAAACUCAGUCACUGUAUCCGUGUAUUCGUCAAUGUUAUUCUCGUAGGCUAUCCGAAACAUAUCCCAGUCCGCGUGAUCAAAACAAUCUUGGAAGCAUGGAUUCCGAUUGGUCAGACCAGCGUUGAAUAGUCCUUAGCACGGGUACUUCCUGUUUGAGUUUCUGCCUAUAGGAAGGGAGGAGCAAAAUGGAGUUGUGGUCAGAUUUGCCGAAAGGUGGGCGGGGGUGGGCCUUAUAACCAUCCCGGAAGUUCGAAUAGCAAUGGUUGAGGAUUUUAGUAACGCGAGUACAACAGUCGAUAUGUUGAUAGAUCUUCGGCAGCCUAGUCCUCAAAUUUGCUUUGUUAAAAUCCCUGGCUACAAUAAAUGCAGCCUCAGGAUAUGUGGUUUCCAGUUUGCAUAAAGUCCAGUGAAGUUGUUUGAGGGCCGUCGUGGUAACGGCUUGAGGGGGGAUAUACACGGCCGUGACUAUAACCGAAGAAAAUUAUCUUGGGAGAUAAUACGGUCGGCAUUUGAUUGUGAGGUAUUCUAGAUCGGGUGAACAAAAGGACUUUAGUUCCUGUAUGUUACUACAAUUACACCAUGAGUCGUUAAUCAUGAAACACACACCUCCACCCUUCUGCUUCCCGGAGAGAUAUUUAUUCCUGACUGCGCGAUGAACUGAGAAUCCAUCUGGCUGGACCGAUUUCGACAGAAUAUCCCCAGAAAGACAUGUUUCCGUGAAACAAAGUAUGUUACAGGCCUUGAUGUCUCUCUGGAAAGAAAUCCAUCGUUUUGUUUGGAGGAAAAGGGGGGGGCUUGCAAGCCGAAUAACACCAUCCCAACCGUGAAGCACGGGGGUGGCAGCAUCAUGCUGUGGGGGUGCUUUGCUGCAGGAGGGACUGGUGCACUUCACAAAAUAGAUGGCAUCAUGAGGAAGGAAAAUUAUGUGGAUAUAUUGAAGCAACAUCUCAAGACAUCAGUCAGGAAGUUAAAGCUUGGUCGCAAAUGGGUCUUCCAAAUGGACAAUGACCCCAAGCAUACUUCCAAAGUUGUGUCAAAAUGGCUUAAGGACAACAAAGUCAAGGUAUUGGAGUGGCCAUCACAAAGCCCUGACCUCAAUCAUAUAGAAAAUGUGUGGGCAGAACUGAAAAAGUGUGUGCGAGCAAGGAGGCCUACAAACCUGACUCAGUUACACCAGCUCUGUCAGGAAGAAUGGGCCAAAAUUCACCCAACUUAUUGUGGGAAGCUUGUGGAAGGCUACCCGAAACGUUUGACCCAAGUUAAACAAUUUAAAGGCAAUGCUACCAAAUACUAAUUGAGUGUAUGUAAACUUCUGACCCUGGGAAUGUGAUGAAAUAAAUAAAAGCUUAAAUAAAUAAUUAUCUCUACUAUUAUUCUGACAUUUCACAUUCUUAAAAUAAAGUGGUGAUCCUAACUGGCCUAAGACAGGGAAUUUUUACUAGGAUUAAAUGUCAGGAAUUGUGAAAAAUUGAGUUUAAAUGUAUUUGGCUAAGGUGUAUGUAAACUUCCGACUUCAACUGUAUGCACGCACCACUUUUCCGUUAUUAUUUUUUUUGAAUUUUUUGAAAUUAGUUAUUUUUUUCAUUUCACUUCACCAAUUUGGACUAUUUUGUGUAUGUCCAUUACAUGAAAUCCAAAUAAAAAUCAAUUUAAAUUGCAGGUUGUAAUGCAACAAAAUAGGAAAAACGCCAAGGGGAUGAAUAUUUUUGCAAGGCACUGUAUACAGUAACAGCAUGAACUCAGACACUCUGUUCUGUGCACCAUGGCAGCUCUGAUGAUCUCAUAGUCGAUAAUGUGUGGAUGAAGUAUCACUACAGGGGUCUGUCUCAUCUGAGUGUCAUAAUGUCCCUCCCUGCUGUGAUAGUAAUUAUAGUGUGUCUAGAGAACAGGUUUUCUUCUUCUGCAGAAACACCUUGCCUGCAGUGCAGGCCAUAAUUGAGCUCCCUGCCGUGCAGAGUGUUAGAGAACUUCAGGACAGUAGAUGGAGAGAGUCUCAUGUCACAGUGA
This is a messenger RNA of Coregonus sp. 'balchen', 12874 nucleotides long. Lineage: Eukaryota; Metazoa; Chordata; Actinopteri; Salmoniformes; Salmonidae. The record is from the annotation of a GenBank genome assembly.